ACAGUGCAUACUACUGGGGCACUACACUAUAUGACGGAAAUACGCGCGCAUUUUUCAGUUUUCAGUGCUUGGAGUGGACUCGGAGGCCGACGCUAUCGGGGUCGCUAAUAAUAAUAUUAAUUUUCUGCAAUCCGGGAAAUCUACCGAACAUGGGUGGCGUCGAAGAAUUUCCAUUUCCCUUUGAACCGUACCCAAUACAGUCGGAUUUUAUGAGAAAUUUAUAUGCAUGCCUAGAACAAGGUAACUUAGGGAUAUUCGAAAGCCCAACAGGUACUGGCAAGACUCUAUCUAUCAUCUGUGGAGCUCUUAAAUGGUUAUUAGAUAACAAAGAGAAACAAAAAAACGAGUUACUCAAAAGUAAAGCUGAUUUGGAGCUUCAGAUCAAAGAAAUUAAAAAAAAGCACGAAGGUGAUUGGUUUUCUGCUCAAACAGAACAGAUGACUCUUAAUAUGGAAAUUGUGAGUCUACAGCAAAAGUUUGAUGCUCUUUUGAAACGAGAAGAAAAAAUCAAGAAUUAUAAGCAGAAGGUAAAACAGUAUAAUGAAGGAAAAAUAGAAAACAAAAAAAGAGAUGUUAAUAAAUGGAAAACCAAAAGAGAAAAUGAAACUGAAAAUUCAAGACUUGAUGAAAAAGUUGAAAAUAUUGAUGACUUUAUGGAUACAGAUUUGAUUCUGCAAGAAUUAGAUAAACAUUCCAAUGAUUCUGAAGAUGAUGAUGAUAAUGAAAGUAACGAACAAGAAUGCAAAAUAUACUUUUGUUCAAGGACACAUUCACAGUUAUCUCAAUUUAUUGGAGAGUUAAAGAAAAGUCCUUACAAUGAUAAAGUUUCUCUUGUUCCAAUAGCAUCUAGGAAUAACUAUUGCAUUAAUUCAAAAGUAAAAGCCCUUAAGAAUAUGAAUCUGAUCAAUGACUUAUGUCAACAGCUGCAAAGGAAAAGUAAAACUACAUCCAAAGAUGAAAAGACCAUAAAAAAAUCUAAAACUAAAACCACGUCUUGCCCAUAUAUGCCUGGAAAUCAGGAAAUACUUAUAGCAGAAAUAUUAACCGAAAUUAGAGAUAUUGAAGAUAUUGUUAAGACCAGUGAAGAACUAAAAACAUGUCCUUACUAUAGUACAAGAAAGUCAAUUGAAGAUGGUCAAGUCAUCCUAGUACCAUAUAAUUCUAUUUUACACAAAAAUACUAGAGAAAGUUUGGGAAUUGAUAUUAAAAACAAUGUUUUAAUUAUUGAUGAAGCCCAUAAUUUGUUGGAAGCUAUUGAAAGAAUGCACAGUGUCUCUAUUACUGGAAAACAUAUUUUACAGAGCCUUAAUCAAUUAACUCAAUACCAAGAAAAGUUCAAGUCUGUACUGACAGCUAAAAAUGUAUUACAUUUAAGCCAAUUAAGUUUUUGUUUAAAAAAACUAAUAAAAUUAUUAGGAGGAACUUCAAAGUCUCUUCCAAAUGAUAAACCAAAAAAUGCUGAUAAUAAACUAUUUGGCUUGGAUGAAUUUGAAAUAUCUGCAGAAAUAGAUACAAUCAAUAUAUUUGAUCUCAUAGAAUUUAUAACAAAAUCCAAGCUAGCUCACAAACUGCGAGGAUAUGCCGAAAAAUAUGGGAAUGAAAAUAUAGUUGCUGAACCUUGUAAAGAGAAAAAAGGUGUCUCUGAAUUCUUAAAAUCACUUCAGAAAAAAGAUUCUCCUGAAAUUAAGGAAAAUAUUAAACAGCAUGAAGAUGAAAUAGAUAAAGAUCAAAUUACUAGUCCUUUAUUUGUAAUUACUAGUUUUUUAGAAACAUUAAAAACUAAAUGCAGUGAUGGUAGAAUAUUUGUGGUUCCUGGUACUGUUAUUGGUGAUGGAUACUUACGAUUUCUUUUAUUGAAUCCUGCUUCUCAUUUUAGUGAUAUUGUUAAAGAAGCAAGAGCUAUUGUUUUGGCGGGUGGAACAAUGGAACCUAUGUCUGAAUUUAAGGAUCAAUUAUUUUUGAGCGCUGGAGCAAAACCAGAAAGAAUAAUGACAUUUUCCUGUGAUCAUAUUGUUCCAAAAGAAAAUAUUUUAACUUGCAUCUUACAAUCUGGUCCCACGGGUGUAGAAUUUGAAUUUAAUUAUCAAAAUAGACAAAACACUAAACUUUUAGAUGAAUUAGGCAGAACACUAGUGAAUCUUUGCAAUAUAAUUCCUGCUGGAAUAGUUGUGUUUUUACCAUCUUAUAGCUAUGAAGAAUUGUUAAUUAAGCACCUUGAAACCAAUGGUAUUCUAGCUAAAAUUGGUUUAAAAAAAACAAUUUUUCGUGAGCCUAAAUCUUCAACACAGGUGAAUUUAGUAUUAGAAAAUUUUAGUGAUUCAAUAAAGAAAGCUGUAAAACCUAAAACUGGAGCAAUAUUAUUUAGUGUUGUUGGAGGAAAAUUAAGUGAAGGUUUGAAUUUUUCGGAUGAUUUGGGUAGAUGCGUUAUUGUUGUAGGCAUGCCUUACCCAAAUAUUAAAUCUUUAGAAUUACAAGAAAAAAUGAAGUAUUUGAAAGAGAACGUGAAUUCGAAUGCAGGUAGCAUUUUUUAUGAAAAUUCCUGUAUGAAAGCUGUGAAUCAGUGUAUCGGCCGAGCGGUACGACACAUUAAUGAUUAUUCAACAGUUGUUCUACUAGAUAGACGAUAUGCAAACAAACAAAAAGCACUGCCUGGAUGGAUUCAAAGAACUUGUUCAGUGCAACCAAAAUUUAGCGGAGCUGUUCAAGCGCUCGCUCGAUUUUUUGCUGCGAAAAAAAAACAAACAAGCAAUCAGUAA
Messenger RNA from Trichogramma pretiosum, 2756 nucleotides. RefSeq names its product ATP-dependent DNA helicase DDX11. Gene Ontology annotation, molecular function: DNA binding; ATP binding; DNA helicase activity. Gene Ontology annotation, cellular component: nucleus. The transcript is spliced from 8 exons. Gene Ontology annotation, biological process: establishment of sister chromatid cohesion; nucleobase-containing compound metabolic process. The record is from RefSeq and is a predicted model, not a curated record. The coding region runs from base 150 to 2756 and encodes 868 amino acids. Lineage: Eukaryota; Metazoa; Arthropoda; Insecta; Hymenoptera; Trichogrammatidae.